Molecule: messenger RNA, 1255 nt
Organism: Coturnix japonica (Japanese quail)
Lineage: Eukaryota; Metazoa; Chordata; Aves; Galliformes; Phasianidae
Source: RefSeq, a predicted model, not a curated record
UCCAGCAUGCAUGCUGUGCGGCCAGACCUAUGCCGAUCCGGACAUCUGUGGGCCCAAGCAGCUGGAGUUUGGGAUAUGUGCUCAUGUGUUCUGUAUGAUGUUCUCCACAAGCCUCCUUCAAAAAGCAAGAAUAUUGAAUGGAAUCGUAGUGCUGCGCCCUGAAGACAUCAGACACACAAUCCAGCAGGCAGAACAGAAGCAAUGCUUUGUUUGCGGUGAGAGGGGGGCUGCCAUCACAUGCGCAGAGACAGGCUGUAAACGCAGCUUCCAUCUGCCCUGCACCCUAGAGGGCGAAUGUGUCAGUCAGCACUUUGGAAAGUACAGAUCUUUCUGCAAAGAACACAGCCCUAAGCAGGCUGCGGAGGCGGCUCCAGAGCAGAAUACCAACUGCAUUAUCUGCAUGGAGCCAGUGGAGGACAAGAAGUCCUACCUCACCCUGGUGUGCCCAGCCUGCAAACACGCCUGGUUCCACCGGGGCUGCAUCCAGGGACAGGCCAUCCGUGCAGGCGUCAACUGCUUUCAGUGCCCCCUCUGCAGAGAUACGGAUGCCUUUCUAUCCGACAUGCUUGUCAUGGGCAUCCGAAUCCCACUCAGAGAGCCAGAAUGGGAGGACAAUGAUGCAUACGCAUCGCUGGGAUUGAGACACGAGCGCUGCGAUGCCAGUGAUUGCCUUUACCCACUAGGCAGGGAGCAGGCAGAGGGAGAGGGACCCUGGCAGCUGAUCCUGUGCAGCUCCUGUGCUGCUGAGGGGACCCACCGUCGUUGCUCCCACUUGAGUAACACCGCAGACGCUUGGGAGUGCAAAGCCUGUGCUGGUGUGGGCACCGCCUCCAGCACCAUCUUGGAGCUCCCAGGGCCCAGCACUGCCAGCCAGGAGGGCUUGGGGCCAUCAUACGGCUCUGCAGCGCCUGAGAGCAGCACUGCCAGCCAGGCAGCAACAGGGCCUGUUCACAGUUCCCAGGUGCCUGAGAGCGGCAGCCAGUCCAGCCAGCCCGGGACAAAGCAAAGAAUCCACUCACAUUCACAUCAGGAUGAAGACAUCCAUAACCAGCUCCAAGGACAUCAUGGGAACAGCCAUGCUGCAGCCCUGGGGAGUGCCGCUGAGAGAUGGACCUUGAUAUCUGCCAGCCAGGGGGCAUCAGGAUCCUCAAGAGAUCCUCCAGAAGCUGGCAGUCACAGGUCCAGACAGGGAGGGUGUGCCCGGGCCCGAAGUCGCUCCCCAUUAGAAUCUCAGGCCCCAGAUUCCCAGAGCUGA